This is a messenger RNA of Exserohilum turcica Et28A, 1127 nucleotides long. RefSeq lists its product as uncharacterized. Bases 76 to 930 code for a protein of 284 amino acids. NCBI's taxonomy places the organism in Eukaryota, Fungi, Ascomycota, Dothideomycetes, Pleosporales, Pleosporaceae. Gene Ontology annotation, molecular function: oxidoreductase activity. The transcript is spliced from 2 exons. The record is from RefSeq and is a predicted model, not a curated record.
CGCCACGCAAGCAAUCGCUCAUCGCUGACAGCAUUGUCCCAGCAAAGCUCCACCAUUGCUACCCCGCUAUUCAACAUGUCGGCCAGCACACUCAGUAUUGACUCGACCUUUGACCUGCCAAACUCGCAGUACAAGAUUCCAAAGAUUGGCUUUGGUGUCUACCUAUCGCAUAACGAUGUAUGCGUCAAGUCGUGCAAGAAGGCCUUUGAGGCAGGCUACCGGCACAUUGACACUGCACAAUAUUAUGGCAACGAAAAAGAGGUUGGACAGGCACUGGCUGAGAGCGGGCUUCCUCGCAAGGACGUUUACAUUACGUCCAAGAUUCUGAGCCCAGGCGAGGAUGUCGAGUCUACGUACAAAAAGGUCGUCGACAGCGUUGAGAAGCUUGCUGGAAAGGAGGGCUAUGCAGACCUAUUUCUCGUCCACAGCCCCAACGGAGGCAAAGAGGCUAGGAAGCUGAUGUGGCUGGCACUGAGGAGGGCCAAGGACGAGGGCAAGGUGCGAGAAAUUGGCGUCAGCAACUACGGCAUCCAGCAUAUUGAGGAGCUUGCCACUAUCGACAGCAAGGAUGCUGUACCAGCUGUAAACCAGAUUGAGCUCCACCCGUGGUGCCAGCAGCGCGAAAUUGUCGAGUACUGCAACAAGCACGGCAUCGUGGUCGAAGCCUACUGCCCGCUUGUCCGCAACGAAAAGGCAAACGACGAGACGAUUGCCCGCAUCGCCAAGAAACACAACAAGGAGCCCAGCCAGGUCCUGAUCCGAUGGAGUCUGCAAAAGGGCUUUGUCCCGCUCCCCAAGAGCGACAAUCCGUCUCGCAUUGUGGGCAACGCCAAUGUGUACGAUUUCGACCUCGACAAGGAUGACAUGGCUGCGCUGGAUGCUCUGGACCAGGGUGCAAAGGGCGCUAUCGUUGAGGCCGUUAAGAAUUAGCCUGUUUUGUUGCCGACACGCUGUUGACAGUAGCAUAGGUCAGGGAUUGGUCGAGCAUCUUGGUCGAGCAUCGGUGGCUUAUUGUAACGCGUUGCAUCAUGUACUGUAAAGGAAUUGCAUAUACAUUCGCUAGUACGUAUGGUAGAAUGUAUGGUACUCUAUAUCUUCUAUUACUGCACAAGCUUGCUUGUCGACUA